UGCGGCGGCCGCGGGGGCCGGUCUCGCGCGGUGCAGAGGUGGAGUCGCCGGCGGCGGAGACGGCGGUGGCUGGCGACGGAGGCGGGGGCGGGGACUAAGGAUUGUGAGGUGGGGAAUCGGGAGUUUCUGGAUUCUUUAUCCGGUAUCUUAAGUGCCGUUGGGGAGCUGUCGUUUCUGCAGUAUUUGGAGGCGGCUGGGGCAGCAGGAUCCGCGGCCGCUGUGGCGCAGAGAGUAAGAAAGCCUGAGUUCUGUGAAAAACCAGAGAAGAGAAACUAAAAGAAUAGUAGACAAGGUUUUUCCAAUUUGCAUAAUUAGAUUAUGAACACUCCAAGGGAGAUGACCAAAAUGGGAUUUUAAGUGAAUUAAUACCAGGUUACAGAAGUUUUGCUGGGAGUCAAAGAUUUCCUUCAUGGAUACAUUUUCAUAGCAUUAUUAUGUGAUGGGAGAAGUUUUUUUUUUUUUUGAAGUAACAUGGAUUUUAUACUACAGAAUCAAGAGAUUGGCUUUAUAGGAAAAAUUGAUAUAUAAAAGUGGUACAGGUUUUUAUAGAUAACCAUGACAACAUCCCAUAUGAAUGGGCAUGUUACUGAGGAAUCAGACAGCGAAGUAAAAAAUGUUGAUCUUGCAUCACCAGAGGAACAUCAGAAGCACCGAGAGAUGGCUGUUGACUGCCCUGGAGAUUUGGGCUCCAGGAUGAUGCCUGUACGUCGAAGUGCACAGUUGGAGCGUAUUCGGCAACAACAGGAGGACAUGAGGCGUAGGCGAGAGGAAGAAGGGAAAAAACAAGAACUUGACCUUAAUUCUUCCAUGAGACUUAAGAAACUAGCUCAAAUUCCUCCAAAGACUGGAAUAGAUAACCCAAUAUUUGAUACAGAGGAAGGAAUUGUCUUAGAGAGUCCUCAUUAUGCUGUGAAGAUAUUAGAAGUGGAAGACUUGUUUUCUUCUCUUAAACAUAUCCAACAUACGUUGGUCGAUUCUCAGAGCCAGGACGAUAUUUCACUGCUUUUACAACUCGUCCAAAAUAAAGAUUUCCAGAAUGCAUUUAAGAUACACAAUGCUGUCACAGUGCACAUGAACAAGGCCAGUCCUCCGUUUCCUCUUACUUCCAGUGCUCAAGAUCUUGCACAAGAGGUACAAACUGUUUUGAAGCCAAUCCACCAGAAGGAAGGACAAGAAUUAACUGCUUUGCUGAAUGCUCCACAUGUUCAGGCGCUUCUACUGGCCCAUGACAAGGUGGCUGAGCAGGAAAUGCAACUGGAGCCCAUUACAGAUGAGAGAGUUUAUGAAAGCGUUGGCCAUUAUGGAGGAGAAACUGUAAAAAUAGUUCGCAUAGAGAAGGCUCGAGAUAUUCCACUGGGUGCUACAGUUCGUAAUGAAAUGGAUUCUGUCAUCAUCAGUCGGAUAGUAAAAGGAGGUGCUGCGGAGAAAAGUGGUCUUUUACAUGAAGGAGAUGAAGUUCUGGAGAUUAAUGGCAUUGAAAUUCGGGGGAAAGAUGUCAAUGAGGUUUUUGACUUGUUGUCUGAUAUGCAUGGCACUUUGACAUUUGUUCUGAUUCCCAGUCAACAGAUCAAGCCUCCUCCUGCCAAGGAAACUGUAAUCCAUGUAAAAGCUCAUUUUGACUAUGACCCUUCAGAUGACCCUUAUGUUCCAUGUCGAGAGUUAGGGCUGUCAUUUCAAAAAGGCGAUAUACUUCAUGUGAUCAGUCAAGAAGAUCCAAAUUGGUGGCAGGCCUACAGGGAAGGGGAUGAAGAUAAUCAGCCUCUGGCUGGGCUUGUUCCAGGGAAAAGCUUUCAGCAGCAAAGGGAAGCCAUGAAGCAAACCAUAGAAGAAGAUAAGGAGCCAGAAAAAUCAGGAAAGCUAUGGUGUGCAAAGAAGAAUAAGAAGAAGAGGAAAAAGGUUUUAUAUAAUGCCAAUAAAAAUGAUGACUAUGACAAUGAAGAGAUCUUAACUUACGAGGAAAUGUCACUUUAUCAUCAGCCAGCAAAUAGGAAAAGACCUAUCAUUUUGAUUGGCCCACAGAACUGUGGCCAGAAUGAAUUGCGUCAGAGGCUCAUGAACAAAGAGAAAGACCGCUUCGCAUCUGCAGUUCCUCACACAACUCGCAGUAGGCGAGACCACGAAGUAGCCGGUAGAGAUUACCACUUUGUUUCUCGGCAAGCGUUCGAGGCAGACAUAGCAGCCGGAAAGUUCAUUGAGCAUGGCGAAUUUGAGAAAAACUUGUAUGGAACCAGCAUAGAUUCUGUACGUCAAGUGAUCAACUCUGGGAAAAUAUGUCUUUUAAGUCUACGUACACAGUCAUUGAAGGCUCUCCGGAAUUCGGACUUGAAACCGUAUAUUAUUUUUAUUGCACCCCCUUCACAAGAAAGGCUCCGGGCAUUAUUGGCAAAAGAGGGCAAGAAUCCAAAGCCAGAAGAGCUGAGAGAAAUCAUUGAGAAAACUAGAGAGAUGGAGCAGAACAAUGGUCACUACUUUGACACGGCAAUUGUGAAUUCAGACCUUGAUAAAGCCUAUCAGGAAUUGCUUAGGUUAAUUAACAAACUUGAUACUGAACCUCAGUGGGUGCCGUCCACUUGGCUGAGGUGAAGGAAGCCCUUCCUGUGGCUCGAUCGGACUUGAUCUGGCAAACUGCCAGUACGAAGGUAAACCUGAUACUUCAGCAGGACUCGAAGGGUAAGGUGGCAGGCAAUGUAGCCCUGUUCUUCGAUCUCAAACUAGUGAGAAGAAAAUCCCCAUAAGUAAUUGUGCACAGCAGCCUUUAUUGUAUGGCUUUAUGUUCUUGCCUCACUUGGGGAUUCUAAAUGGAUGCUUUCAACAGAGCAGUUCCAUUUUAUCCUCGUAAAAACCUUUGUUUUCACCUAACUGAAUCUUUUCUGCCUAGUCAUAUUUUCAUGAAGUGUGUGUAUAUCCUCAGCAGUCCAUGUCUCACAUAGUUACAAAUAAUUGAUGUUAUUUAACAGUUAACUUAAAUGAUUUCAUGGGAGUGGGGGGAAGGGGCUAGGGACCGUGCUUCUGUGUACUGGGCAAGACUUUAUUUGUUAAGAAAACUGGUUUAGUCAUCAGAAAUACUUUGCUUAGAUUUCUUUUAUGUGCUGCAAGUAUAAUAUACACAUCAGAUUUCAAUAACUUACUACAAAAAUACAUUGUGUUGUUUAUAGUGAUUCUAAAAAAAUUUUAAGGUGCCACUUUGGUCUGGAGCCACUCUGUUAGGCUUGAAUUCAUUUGUAUGUCUUUUAACUGUUAAGAAACAUUCCAUUAGAAGCACCGAUUUUUAGCUCAAACUUUGUGGAUCAGACUUUACUGCACACUCAACAGACUCUGAUCUAGUUAAGCAUAUACAACAUGCUGCUCUUUUUAAUGAUUUUAUGAGUUUUGUCCUUAAAUUGUCACAACUAGAUAACCAUGCUUUUUCUCUACAUAGUACGAUAGAAUGUAUGUUACAUUUUUAUGAAUGGUAGGUGUUCAUGUAAACUGUUGAGUGCUUGAGUUUCUCAUGACGCAGUUUUUUAUGUACAUGAGAGGACUAGCACAUCUGCGUUUUUGCAUUUUUAUAUGUGAGCACAGUAUAAUUUGAUGACUGUGCUGUAUAUAGGUAAUAAACUGGAAUUCUGUGAUGAAUAUAGCUGCUGUACUGUAAACUAAUAUUUAAUAGAUUGACAAAUGGUCAUUGAUAACACUUGUUCAGCAUUGUACUAAAAUUUUAUCUGAGGGAAAUACUAUGAGUUGACUUUGAGAUCAGGAGGAAAGGAUGACCUGAAAGUCAUUUGAACAUUUUAGGAAAGAACAUAGGGGGACAGGAUGGUUGUGCAUAUAUAAAGAGGUUUUUAUCCUAACAGGGUCUGCCUCUUGUGACCAUAAUACAACAGCUUACUAAAUCCUGAAGGUUUAAGCUAAUGGGAUUUUCACACUGACAUGGAAAGGUAAUUUGCAGCCUCUUCAAGCCUUUAGGGAUGGUGUGAUGUGACGAACAACCUCAAAUGUGAAUAUCUUUGUUGUAUUUUUACGACUUUAGUUACAGCAUUUCCUGUUCUCAAAGCUAAACACUGGAAUAAUAUUGUCACAUAAUUUAAUGUAAGCAGUUGUUUCUAAUUAGUAGUUUGUCUCAGUGUCAUGUAUAUAUUUGAUUUCCUCUUAUACAUAAUUUUAAUUGAACAAAUGUAGAUGGUUUAUAAGUUGCCUUUUUCUGUUCAAAUUUGCAUGGCCUUGAAGUUGGCUGCAGAGUGUCUUAUAUGGAAGUACUUUACAGAUACUGUUCAUUAGGAAGAAAAUAACAUUCCUCAGUUAGCAGGAGUGCUCUACAUGCCGUCUCUUCAGGUCUGAAACACUCCAAGUAUUUCAUAGCAGGAAAUGGGAAGCUCACGCUAAUUUUCAGCAUUGAAAACCAAGGAAUAUAAGUACUUCAUCUUUUCAGUCUUGCAGUUUACUUUCCCCUCAGGAAUGAAAGGUAGUCUAUGGUAGACAGUGGAGUUUUGACAGCGGCUUUCGACCCUAAGAUCUAAACUGUUGGAAGUUUGAGUCCCGAUAGAAUGAGAUUCCCGGUAGUGUCACUAUGUGGCUGUCGCUCUGUCCCGUGAGUUAGCCUGCAGGUAGAUCCACACUAGGCCCCAUGCCAUGGGACUCAGACACAGCUUCAAGGAGCAAAUCCCCUCCCAAGGCACAGGCUGUGCCAUCAUACACUUGAAGGAGUCUGAGGCAAGAUGAUUUUGGGGUCGAAGUCUUACGGUUCUUGCCUGAUCGGCAGAGGUGCGGCAGAGGGACAGGAACGUCAGCCCCAGCAAUGUGGCUGUGCUGAUACCACACAGCCCCUAAACAGAGUAAACACCGAGUUGUUGCCGACUGCCUUCACACAGAGUGGGCUUCCUUGCCAGUUACCUAGCUACUUGUCCAGCCAAGUGGCCAGGUCCGUGUCCUGUCCCUCUGGUUCUGACUGGAGACCGUCGUAGGGAGGUCUCAGCCACUUACAGGAAUGACACCAGUAGCUAACAGACACAUGUUAGUUCAAACAGGGAAAUAUCUUCCUUUACUAAAUUUUCUUAAGUCAGAACAGAUGGGAAGGAAAAGAGCAUUUAUAGACUCAUCCAGAUUUGCUUUCUAUGAAAAUCUAAUAUCUGGAUUUUCCCCCCAUUUUUCGUGGUUUAAGGAGUAUCGAUAAGGAAUAGUUUGAAUGUAAUUUCUUGAAUGUGUGUGGAAAACACGAACCAGGGAUUUAGCCUUAAUAAGGUAACCUUUCUGACAUUUAUCAUUAAUCCUCCUUUGUACUCUCGUCCUGUACUUGCACUCUUAUUUUGAGAUGUCAUACUGCACACUGUAUUGUAAAAAUAAAAUUAUAUUUCAAAUAAA
Phyllostomus hastatus (greater spear-nosed bat) is the source of this 5337-nucleotide messenger RNA. RefSeq names its product protein associated with LIN7 1, MAGUK p55 family member (gene PALS1). The transcript is spliced from 16 exons. Gene Ontology annotation, molecular function: protein binding. NCBI's taxonomy places the organism in Eukaryota, Metazoa, Chordata, Mammalia, Chiroptera, Phyllostomidae. Gene Ontology annotation, biological process: morphogenesis of an epithelial sheet; generation of neurons; establishment or maintenance of epithelial cell apical/basal polarity. The record is from RefSeq and is a predicted model, not a curated record. Gene Ontology annotation, cellular component: plasma membrane; adherens junction. Bases 556 to 2583 code for a protein of 675 amino acids.